This is a messenger RNA of Coregonus sp. 'balchen', 27790 nucleotides long. NCBI's taxonomy places the organism in Eukaryota, Metazoa, Chordata, Actinopteri, Salmoniformes, Salmonidae. The record is from the annotation of a GenBank genome assembly.
AUGAGAGAGAAGGGGUAUAGAGGGAGAGAGAGAGUGAGGAAUGGAGGGAGGAAUGAAGGGGAGGGUAGACUAUGUAUCAUCCUACGUAUUAGGAGUACAGUUGAAGUCGGAAGUUUACAUACACCUUAGCCAAAUACAUUUAAACUCAGUUUUUCACAAUUCCUGACAUUUAAUUGUUUAACUUGGGUCAAACGUUUCGGGUAGCCUUCCACAAGCUUCCCACAAUAAGUUGGGUGAAUUUUGGCCCAUUCCUCCUGACAGAGCUGGUGUAACUGAGUCAGGUUUGUAGGCCUCCUUGCUCGCACACGCUUUUUCAGUUCUUCCCACAUACUUUCUAUAGGAUUGAGGUCAGGGCUUUGUGAUGGCCACUCCAAUACCUUGACUUUGUUGUCCUUAAACCAUUUUCCCACAACUUUGGAAGUAUGCUUGGGGUCAUUGUCCAUUUGGAAGACCCAUUUGCGACCAAGCUUCAACUUCCUGACUGAUGUCUUGAGAUGUUGCUUCAAUAUAUCCACAUAAUUGUCCUUCUUCAUGAUGCCAUCUAUUUUGUGAAGUGCACCAGUCCCUCCUGCAGGAAAGCACCCCCACAGCAUGAUGCUGCCACCCCGUGCUUCACGGUUGGGAUGGUGUUCUUUGGCUUGCAAGCACCCCCCUUUUCCCUCCAAACUUAACGAUGGUCUUUAUGGCCAAACAGUUCUAUUUUUUGUUUCAUCAAACCAGAGGACAUUUCUCCAAAAAGUAUGAUCUUUGUCCCCAUGUGCAGUUGCAAACCGUAGUCUGGCUUUUUUAUGGCGAUUUUGGAGCAGUGACUUCUUCCUUGCUGAGCGGCCUUUCAGGUUAUGUCGAUAUAGGACUUGUUUUACUGUGGAUAUAGAUACUUUUGUACCUGUUUCCUCCAGCAUCUUCACAAGGUCCUUUGCUGUUGUUCUGGGAUUGAUUUGCAGUUUUCGCACCAAAGUACGUUCAUCUCUAGGAGACAGAACGCGUCUCCUUCCUGAGCGGUAUGACGGCUGCGUGGUCCCAUGGUGUUUAUACUUGCAUACUAUUGUUUGUACAGAUGAACGUGGUACCUUCAGGCGUUUGGAAAUUGCUCCCAAGGAUGAACCAGACUUGUGUAGGUCUACACAUUUUUUUCUGAGGUCUUGGCUGAUUUCUUUUGAUUUUCCCAUGAUGUCAAGCAAAAAGGCACGGAGUUUGAAGGUAGGCCUUGAAAUACAUCCACAGGUACACCUCCAAUUGACUCAAAUGAUGUCAAUUAGCCUAUCAGAAGCUUCUAAAGCCAUGACAUCAUUUUCUGGAAUUUUCCAAGCUGUUUAAAGGCACAGUCAACUUAGUGUAUGUAAACUUCUGACCCACUGGAAUUGUGAUACAGUGAAUUAUAAGUUAAAUAAUUGUCACGCUCUGGCUCUGGGGACUCUUAAAUGUUGAGCCAGGGUGUGUAGUUUCUAUGUUGCAUUUUCUAUGUUCAGUUCUAGCAUGUCUAUUUCUAUGUUGGCCGGGGUGGUUCCCAAUCAGAGGCAGCUGUCGCUCGUUGUCUCUGAUUGGGGACCAUACUUAGGUAGCCUAUUGGCACUAGUGGGUUGUGGGAUCUUGUUCCGUGUAAGGUAUGUUGUUUGUGUGCUACCUUGGACUUCACGUAUAGUUUGUUUAUUGUUUUGUCGUUGAGUGUUUAUUCGUUAAUAAACAUGUUCGCACAUAACGCUGCGCCUUGGUCCGUCUCAUCCGUAAACGAUCGUGACAAUAAUCUGUCUGUAAACAAUUGUUGGAAAAAUGACUUGUGUCAUGCUCAAAGUAGAUGUCCUAACCAACUUGCCAAAACUAUAGUUUGUUAACAAGAAAUGUGUGGAGUGGUUGAAAAAGUUAGUUUUAAUGACUCCAACCUAAAUGUAUGUAAACUUCCGACUUCAACUGUAUGCCACAUGUUAUCAGAUCAACAGAGCUUAGGCUCUUUAUUUGGGAAAAAUAAUAUUUUAUUUUGGAAAAAGACGAGCUCCUUUUCUUGUCUUUCCAGUUAGUGGUUGAGUUGUUUGUUAUUUGUGUUCUUGGUGUUCUGCCUCUCAGCACAGAGAGACUCCCAGUAGGAGUCAAACCAGGUUAACUAUAGAAAAGACAGGCCACGUUGGUCUUCCUUCUCUCUCCAUAUCCCCUCUCUCGCCCUUCUCUCUCCUCCUCUAUCUCCCUCUACCUCUCUACCUCCCUCGAUCUCUCGCUCCAUCCCUCUAUCAUACACACACAGGGAGAUAACUUGGAGAGUUCCAGGGUGUAGGCUUUUGUCCUAUAGCCGGUACUAACACGACUGAUACAACUGAUCAACCAAGACCUGGAUUAGUUGAAUGAGUGUGUUAGUGCUGGGCUGGAACAAAAACCUGCCCUGCACAUCCUGUAGCUCUCCAGGACCUGUAGCAGGCUGACCCCUGGUCUAAACUAGACAUUUAAACAGGAGGUAAUGUGUGGACAACACCACAAGAGUGCGCAGUGUCCUCUCUCUCUCAGUCUCCUCUCUCUCUCUCCUCAUCUCAAACCUUAGCCAAUUCACCCCCCUUUUCCUCCCUCCCUCACGUCUUCUCGCUCUCUCUCUCUCGCGCGCUCUAGUCCCUGCCAGUAGCUCCACUCCAUAGACGCAGGCGGUGCUGAAACCCUCCCAGCCACCCCUGCUGUCAGCGCUUAGCCGACCGCGGCAGCUCGCAGCUUGAGCCGAGAGAGAGAGAGCGAGAGAGAGAGGGAGACGGAGAGCGAGAAAGAUGGUUGGCAAUCUGUGCGGUCGCAAACUGGCUCGCCGCUCCAAAUCAGCGCUGAUAGUAGCGCUGACAGUUCUCCUGGUUCAGACGCUGAUCGUGUGGAACUUUAGUACCCUGGAUACCCGGGAAGAAGGGGCCAAUAGUAGCCGGGAGAAGAGGGACCAAGUCGGGGGCAUCAACAAAGCCUACAGCCAGUACCCCCGGAGCGGGCUGCCAAAGAGGCAUCACCAACCUCCGCUUGGGAAAGCGGCUGUUCGACACAAGCAACAACCCGUAAGAGUAGGGAGCGAAUUUAAGUCUACCUAUUAUUUAGCAAUAAUAACGACGAUUUUUUAAAUCGAUAACGACUAGCGUCAUUAUCAUUCAUUGUAUAUGCUACCAUUCCUGAUUCAUUUUAUAGGCUAUCAUCCCCCACUACGCGUGGUUUAUUGUAUUGUAUUGUUUUGUAUUGUAAUGUAUUGUAGGCUAAAUUGUAUUGUAGGGUGGGAAGGCUGUUAAGCAUGGAAUUGUUGUCAUCAGACGAAGGAAGAAGCCAGCGUGUAUUUGGAUGACAAAGAUGUUGCUUAGCUGUUGUUACCCAUAGAUGUUGAUUAGCGGGUGUAAACUAACCAGUCUUUAGGAAUGAGCGUGUUAUAGUAGUCUAGUGUGAUAAUGAACCAUGGGAGAAGGUUAGAGGGCGACACGGUUAAUCGGAUAGGUCUACUUUGAUGUAGAGUUUGGUAAGGCGCUCUUACGCUGCUAUAACGCCUGGCCUGUGGCUGUUUUCUAGUGACCAGCCUGGUUAUUACUGUAGCUACUGUCGGGCGCAAUCAGUGUGUGUGUGUGUGUGUGUGUUGGGCAGUCUCUGGUCCAGUGGUAGACUCGUGGACGGGAUAAUAUAGACAGACAGGUUUAGUUCAUUUAGAGAGAAAGAGAGAGAGAGAGAGAGAGAGAGAGAAGGCGGAAUAGAGGUCUGUCUGAAAGACCGACAGACGGUAUGUGCGUACGUGCGUGCCUGCGAGUGUGUGUGUUUAACAGCGCACGUGAACACUUCCUCUCUAUCGUUCUCCCAGGAUACUAAAGUUGUCCCAAACUACAGAGAACUGACUGUGAUUUUGAGGACCAUUUUUCCCCCUCCUUGUCUUCCUUCAUAUUUGAUGACAGAGUGCAUGGUUGUUAAGUGGUGUUUUAUGUCCCUGUGCAGAUCUAGGCUACUGUUGGAGGAGUGCGUGUGUCUGUGUGUGUGUGUGCAUGUGUGUGUGUGUGUGUGUGUGUGUGCGCGUGUCUGUGUGUGUGUCUGUGCCUGUGUGUUUGUGUGUGUGUGCCUGUGUGUGUGUGUGUGUUUUGAGAGAAUGAUGAUGCUAGAGGAUUGUAGCAGUCUCCUCAUCUCCUCUACCUGUCCACAUGCCAUUAUUACAUGCUGGUCCAUAUCUAUUAGAUGAUGUGUUAUACUGUAUGGUUACUAGUCCAUAUGCUAUGGUAGCCUAUAUACUGCAAGGUCGUGUGCAUGUGUGUGUGGAGGUUUCUGUCUGUGUGUGUGUGUGUGAAGUGGGGUGGGGGGGGGGGGGGGGGGUCUGUGUGUGUGUGUACAUGUGUGCGUGCGUGUGUUUGUGUGUGUGUGUGUGUUAAAGUGUGGUGCCUCUUGUAUCCUUGAUCUGUUUUUACAUCCCAUCAUUACUCUGAACUAGAUGUAACAUGUCUUGUAAUCUACAGAGAGAGAGAGAGAGAGAGAGAGAGAGAGAGAGAGAGGGAGAAAGAGAGAGAGAGAGAGAGAGAGAGGGGGGGGGGGGGGAGGUGGUAGAGGGAGAGAGAUACUGUUGGUCCACAGUCAUUGAUUUUAUAUUGUAUACCUUUGGAACCCUGUAAAAUAAUUUAACUUUGCCCAUUUUGGACUAUUUUCUACCCCCUAUUGUAGAAUAAUAGUGCAAGGACAUCCAAAACUAUGAAAAUACAACAUAUGGAAUUCAUGUAGUAACCAAAAAAGGUUAAACAAUUUUGUAUAUUUUAUUAUUUGAGGUAUUCUUCAAAAGGUUGCCACCCUUUGCCUUUGAUGACAUGCCUUUUGUACAGACAUAGUAGUGGAACCAAUCUAUAUGAAAUAGAUACUAGCUGGAUUAAAGUAGUGUCAGUGAUCCUCAUCAUAUGAACUAGAACUACUACGAGGGUUAAGUAGUGUAGUGAUCCUCUAUAUGAAUAGAUGACUAGCUGGAUUAGUAGGAUAGUUGACCCUCGAUAUGAAUAGAUAUCUAGCUGGAUUAAGUAGUAUAGGAUCCUCGAUAUGGAAUAGAUUACUAUGCUGGGAUUAGUAGUGUAGUGACCCUCUAUAUGAAAAGUAUAAUAGCUGGAUAUUAGUAGUAUAGUGAUCUAUAUGAAUAGAUACUAGCUGGAUUAGUAGUGUAGUGAUCCUCUAUAUGAAUAGAUACUAGCUGGAUUGUAGUGUAGGAACCUUCAUAUGAAUAAUACUAGUGGAUUAGUAGUGUAGUGACCCUCUAUAUGAAUAGCUACUUUGCUGGAUUAGUAGUGUAGUGACCUCUAUUAUGAAUAGAUACUAGCUGGAUUAGAGUAUAGUGAUCCUUUUAUAUGAAUAGAUACUAGCUGGGAUUAGUAGGUAGUGAUCCUCUAUAUAAAUAGAUACUAGCUGGAUUAGUAGUUGUAGUGAUUUCCCCUAUAUGAAUAUAUACUAGCUGGAUUAGUUAGUUAUGGACCCCUCUAUAUGAAUAGAUAUAGCUGCAUUAGUAGUGUAGUGAUCUCUAUAUGAAUAGACACUAGCUGGAUUAGUAGUGUUAGGGAUCCUCUAUAUGAAUAUAUACUAGCUGGAUUUGUAGUAUAGUGACCCUCCCAUAUGAAUAGAUACUAGUGGAUUAGUAGUGUAGUGAACCCUCCUAUAUGAAUGAUACUAGCUGGAUUUAAAAGUGUAGUGACCUCUAUAGAAUAGAAUUACUAGCGGAUUGUAGUGUAGUGAUCCUCUAUAUGAAUAGAUACUAGCUGGAUUAGUAUUGUGUGAUCCUCUAUAUGAUAGAUACUAGCUGGAAAUUUGUAGUAUAGUGAUCUAUAUGAAAAUAACUAGCGGAUUAAGUAGUAUAGUGAUCCUCUAUAUGGAAAAAGAUACUAGCGGAUUAGUAAGGUGAGUGUCCUCUUAUAAAUAAUAUAACUGGAUUAGUAUGGGAGGAUCCUCUAUAUUAAUAGAUACUAGCUGGAUUAAGGAGUAUAGUGAUCCUCUAUAUGAUAGAUACUAGCUGGAUUAGUAGUGUAGUGACCCUCUUAUGAAUAGAUUACUAGCUGGAUUAGUAGUGUAGUGAUCUAUAUGAAUGAUACUAGCUGGAUUAGUAGUGUAGUGAACCUCUAUAUGAAUAGCUACUAGCUGGAUUAGUAGUGUAGUGAUCCUCUAUAUGAAUAGAUACUAGCUGGAUUAGUAGUGUAGUGACCCUCUAUAUGAAUAGAUACUAGCUGGAUUAGUAGUGUAGUGAUCUAUAUGAAUAGAUACUAGCUGGAUUAGUAGUAUAGGGAUCCUCUAUAUUAAUAGAUACUAGCUUGAUUAGUAGUAUAGUGAUCUAUAUGAAUAGAUACUAGCUGGAUUAGUAGUGUAGUGAUCCUCUAUAUGAAUAGAUACUAGCUGGAUUAGUAGUGUAGUGAUCCUCUGUAUGAAUAGAUACUAGCUGGAUUAGUAAUAAUAUAAUAAUAAUAAUAAUAAUAAUAAUAUGCCAUUUAGCAGACGCUUUUAUCCAAAGCGACUUACAGUCAUGCGUGCAUACAUUUUUUUUGUGUAUGGGUGGUCCCGGGGAUCGAACCCACUACCUUGGCGUUACAAGCGCCGUGUCUACCAGUGAGCUACAGAGGACCACAGUAGUAUAGUGAUCCUCUAUAUGAAUAGAUAACAGCUGGAUUAGUAGUGUUUGUGUCCUCUAUAUGAAUAUUUAAAUAGCUGGAUUUGUAGUGUAGUGAUCCUCUAUAUGAAUAGACUAGCCCGGGAUUAGUAGUAUAGUGAUCCUCUAUAUAAAAGAUAUAGUGGAUUAGUGUGUAGGAUCCUCUAUAUGAAUAGAUACUAGCUGGAUUAGUAGUGUAGUGAUCCUCUAUAUGAAUAGAUACUAGCUGGAAAUUUGUAUUAGUGAUCCUCUAUAGAAUAGAUACUAGUGGAUUAGUAGUAUAGUGAUCCCUAUAUGAUAGAUACUAGCUGGAUUAGUAGUGUAGUGAACCUUAUAUGAAAAUACUAGCUGGGAUAGUAGUGUAGUGAUCCUCUAUAUGAAUAGAUACUAGCUGGAUUAGUAGUAUAUGAUCCUCUAUAUGAAUAGAUACUGCUGGAUUAGUAGUGUUUGUGAUCCUCUAUAUGAAUAGAUACUAGCUGGAUUAGUAGUGUAGUGAUCCUUUAUAUGAAUAGAUACUAGCUGGAUUAGUAGUAUAGUGAUCCUCUAUAUGAAUAGAUACUAGCUGGAUUAGUAGUGUAGUGAUCUAUAUGAAUAGAUACUAGCUGGAUUAGUAGUGUAGUGAUCCUCUAUAUGAAUAGAUACUAGCUGGAUUAGUAGUAUAGUGAUCCUCUAUAUGAAUAGAUACUAGCUGGAUUAGUAGUGUAGUGAUCUAUAUGAAUAGAUACUAGCUGGAUUAGUAGUGUAGUGAUCCUCUAUAUGAAUAGAUACUACUGGAUUAGUAGUGUAGUGAUCCUCUAUAUGAAUAGAUACUAGCUGGAUUAGUAGUGUAGUGAUCCUCUAUAUGAAUAGAUACUAGCUGGAUUAGUAGUGUAGUGAUCCUCUAUAUGAAUAGAUACUAGCUGGAUUAGUAGUGUAGUGAUCCUCUAUAUGAAUAGAUACUAGCUGGAUUAGUAGUGUAGUGAUCCUCUAUAUGAAUAGAUACUAGCUGGAUUAGUAGUAUAGUGAUCCUCUAUAUAAAUAGAUACUAGCUGGAUUAGUAGUGUAGUGAUCCUCUAUAUGAAUAUAUACUAGCUGGAUUAGUAGUGUAGUGAACCUCUAUAUGAGCCAUGAUACAAUUCCAACCAAGUUGGUUAACCCUAUUGGUGCAGCCUUUCAAGCCGGAGGCCCGGGUUUGCUUCCUGCUCCCUCUGUUCACUACCAUUAUCUAAAUAACCAGCACCCCUCUGUUCACUACCAUUAUCUAAAUAACCAGCACCCCUCUGUUCACUACCAGUAUCCAAAUAACCAGCACCCCUCUGUUCACUACCAUUAUCUAAAUAACCAGCACCCCUCUGUUCACUACCAUUAUCUAAAUAACCAGCACCCCUCUGUUCACUACCAGUAUCCAAAUAACCAGCACCCCUCUGUUCACUACCAGUAUCUAAAUAACCAGCACCCACUCACCCAUUAUCAAUGAUUUUCUUCUAUUUGUGUUCUCGUAUUGAGGUUCAAAUCAUGUAGAUAGCCUGCGUUGCUGAGUGGUGGGGGUGUUACCCAGCAGAGCAGUGUGUGUGUGUCUCAUUACCUGGUUCCGUCAAAGCUGCCACUGUAACACAGGGAAAAUAAAUACCUCGACCACAGUUUACCUACAUACCUGGCUACAAUGUCUCUCCAGUUUACCGACAUACCUGGCUAUAAUGUCUCCACAGUUUACCUACAUACCUGGCUAUAAUGUCUCCACAGUUUACCUACAUACCUGGCUAUAAUGUCUCCACAGUAGCUACUACAUGCCAGGAAUACAGUGGGCACAUACACAGUCACACACACACACAGUCACACACACACACACAGUCACACACACACACACAGUCACACACACACACACACACAGUCACACACACAAUGCCACCUCUGUUUGUGUGUGUGUAUGUGUGUAUGUGUUCCCUCCCAGCAUAGGAAGGUAUGGUGACCGCGAGGCAGAGCAGUUGUUUACGUUAGUCCGAGCUGAUGGGGCCUUAACACAACUCUGGCAUUCAUUCACUGCUGCCUCUGACAAACACACAGUCACACAUGGGAUUAUCACAUGAUCAACGCUGGAUUAGAUUACAAAUCAUAUUACACAUCAGUUCCAAUCGCAUAGUCUGAUAUCACUAACCUGUGUGUGUCUUAGUGUGUGUGUGUGUGUGUGUGCGUGUGUGUGUGUGUGUGUGUGUGUGUGCUAUGAAUGCAUAUAUGUGUGUGGGUGUUUGUGUGUGUGUGUGUGUGUGUGUGUGUGUGUGUGUGUGUGUGUGCUAUGAAUGCAUAUCUGUGUGUGGGUGUUUGUGUGUGUGUGUGUGUUUGUGUGUGUGUGUGUGUGUGUGUGUGUGUGGUGUGUGUGUGUGUGUGUGUGUGUUAUGAAUGCAUAUCUGUGUGUGUGUGUGUGUGUGUGUGUGUGUGUGUGUGUUUGUGUGUGUGUGUGUGUGUGUGUGUGCUAUGAAUGCAUAUCUGUGUGUGGGUGUUUGUGUGUGUGUGUGUGUGUGUGUGUGUGUGUGUGUGUGUGUGUUAUUUGUCCCAUACUAUCAAGCUAUUUCCUGUAGUGUAUAGUUUUUGGCGCCCACAGCUGCUUAUUCCAACCCUUAUUCCAACACACACACACACACACACACACACACACACACACAUACACACAGACAAAUUUGAAAAAAAUCUAUUUUGGUUAUUGAACUACAGUAAGUGAAGUGGAUUUACACCCGGUAACAGACUUGCGGUAACAGAAUUUCAUCAUGGGUCCCUGAUCUGUACUACUCAGAAAUGCAUAAUUAUGGAUAUAAAUGUAAUUCUCUUCAUGGUGAUGCGUCCUAAAUAGAUAUAUAUAUAUAAUAUAAAUGGGUACACAAAGGUAGAAAUAUGCAAAAUCCUGAUUUGCAUAUUUGGGUAUUAUUCUUCACACUGGCUAUUAUUUUAAUGAGCUCCGCCCCCAAACAAGAACACAUUUGGUUGGUCUGGCCCGGACCAAAUCUGAACCAAUCAGAGACGUCUGUAGAGUACGGUAGAGUAUAGUUCAGUACAUUAUAGUUUACUCAACUCUAGUGUGCUCUACUGUAUACUGUACUAUACUCUAUUCUACUGUACUAUACUCUAUUCUACUGUACUGAACUAUACUCUACUGUACUGAACUAUGCCCUACUUUUACUGUACAAAUGGGCGACAAGUAGCCUAGCGUUUAGAGCGUUGGGCCAGUAACCCAAAGGUCGCUGGUUCGAAUACCUGAGCCGACAAGGUGAAAAAUCUGUCGAUGUGCCCUUGAGCAAGGCACUUAACCCUAAUUUGAUCCAGAGGCGCCGUACUACUAUGGCUGACCCUGUAAAACAACACAUUACACUGCACCUAUCAUACUACUAUGGCUGACCCUGUAGAACAACACAUUACACUGCACCUAUCAUACUACUAUGGCUGACCCUGUAGAACAACACAUUACACUGCACCUAUCAUACUACUAUGGCUGACCCUGUAAAACAACACAUUACACUGGACCUAUCAUACAACUAUGGCUGACCCUGUAAAACAACACAUUACACUGCACCUAUCAUACUACUAUGGCUGACCCUGUAGAACAACACAUUACACUGGACCUAUCAUACUACUAUGGCUGACCCUGUAGAACAACACAUUACACUGCACCUAUCAUACUACUAUGGCUGACCCUGUAAAACAACACAUUACACUGCACCUAUCAUACUACUAUGACUGACCCUGUAAAACAACACAUUACACUGCAAAUAUCAUACUACUAUGGCUGACCCUGUAAAACAACACAUUACACUGCACCUAUCAUACUACUAUGGCUGACCCUGUAAAACAACACAUUACACUGCAACUAUCCAGUGGAUGUGACAAGAAAACAUCUUAUUUUGUUAUUUUUUUACUCUGUGAUGUCCAAACUUGUGAAACAGACGUCUGAACUGGACCAAAUCUGAACUAAUCAUCAUGGACAUCUAUGUUUGGGCCAAAUGAAGGUCGGUCCAGACGUCUGUGGACGUUGAAAUCAAGGCCAGGGCGGACUUUUCAACGUCCAUGGACGUGCUCAGUGGGUGAGGAUGCUGGUUACAGUAAAUGGAAAGAGAGUGGGCUCAUGGGUAGGUGUCAGUAAGAGGGAUUGGAGAGAAAUUACUUGGAGAGAGAGAGAGAGAGAGAGAGAGAGAGAGAGAGAGAGAAGGCCUGUGGUGUUGAUGGUAUCCUCAAUGAAAUGAUAAAAUAUACAGACCACAAAUUCCAAUUGGCUAUACUUAAACUCUUUAACAUCAUCCUUAGCUCUGGCAUCUUCCCCAAUAUUUGGAACCAAGGACUGAUCACCCCAAUCCACAAAAGUGGAGACAAAUUUGUCCCCAAAAACUACCGUGGGAUAUGCAUCAACAGCAGCCUUGGGAAAAUCCACUGCAUUAUCAUUAACAGCAGACUAGUUCAUUUCCUUAGUGAAAACAAUGUACUGAGCAAAUGUCAAAUUGGCUUUUUACCAAAUUACCGUAUGACAGACCACGUAUUCACCCUGCACACCCUAAUUGACAAACAAACAAACCAAAACAAAAAUUUAUUUUUAUUUUGUCAUUUAGCAGACGCUCUUAUCCAGAGCGAUUUACAGUUAGUGAGUGCAUACAUUUUUCAUGCUGGCCUCCCGUGGGAAACGAACCCACAACCCUGGCGUUGCAAGCGCCAUGCUCUACCAACUGAGCUACAGGGGACCCCUGUAUAUGCACAGAAACACUUCCCCAUAGGUUGAUGUAGAAGUCAAACACAAAGCUCAUGGAACGUACACAGAUUACAGAAAGCUCACACACAAAUAACACUACAUACAGUUCUCAGUAUUGUGCACUGAAGUAGCAUACGGUAUUGAAACACACAUACUUUGUUGAUUUAAAAAAACGUUUGACUCAAUUUGGCAUGAAGGGUCUGCUAUACAAAUUGAUGGAAAGUGGUGUUGGGGAAAAACAUACAACAUUAUAAAAUCCAUAUACACAAACAACAAGUGUGCGGUUAAAAUUGGCAAAAAAACACACACAUUUCUUUCCACAGGCCCGUGGGGUGAGACAGGGAUGCAGUUUAAGCCCCACCCUCUUCAACAUAUUUAUCAAUGAAUUGGCGAGGGCACUAGAACAGUCUGCAGCACCCGGCCUCACCCUACUAGAAUCUGAAGUCAAAUGUCUACUGUUUGCUGAUGAUCUGGUGCUUCUGUCCCCAACCAAGGAGGGCCUACAGCAGCACCUAGAUCUUCUGCACAGAUUCUGUCAGACCUGGGCCCUGACAGUAAAUCUCAGUAAGACAAAUAUAAUGGUGUUCCAAAAAAGGUCCAGUUGCCAGGACCACAAAUACAAAUUCCAUCUAGACACCGUUGUCCUAGAGCACACAAUUGCCGUUUUUUCUGAAAUUCUGCUACCGAUUCGAGUUUUAAUCACUUAAUAAUUCAUAAACAAAAUUGAUAUCAGUAAAAACACUAAUUGAUAGGUCGACCUUUACUGGUUACUUCUGUGAACUUUCAUUAUCUUCCCUCCUCAUGAGGGAGAGAAAUUAGAAAAUAUCUUAAAGAUAUGUGGGUUUUUGGUAACGGAAUGUCAAGGCACAAAGCAAUGUUUCUUAAAAGGCACAAGGCAAUGUUUCUUAAAAGGCACAAGGCAAUGUUUCUUAAACUUACAGUAGGCAGAAACAAUUACCCCAAACGAAAUAUGUGUUGAUAUUAGUUGGCAGGGGUCUUCAACAUUAUUGUGUUUCUAAUACCUUUUAAGACUUUUUCUGGUAGAUGUUGUCUAAGACCUUUUUUCCAUCUGUUUGACAAGAAAUCAAAGCCUUUGCUUAUUCAACAAAUAUUUGGAUGGAAAAUGGUUGAAAAAUGUAUAUAUGCCUUAAUUUCCCCGAAAUAUAGACUCUUAGCUUUUAUUUGACACCCAAUUUGUAGUGUUGAGUGAUUAACCGAAAUGUUGGUUAUUUUUUGGUUUUUAAACAACUAAUUGAGCUACGACAGUUCAAUUAUUUGAAUUCCAUUUCAUUCUUUUUUUUUUCUUCUGUGAGCUCAAUGACACAUCGUUGCACUAGAGAUAAAUCAGAUCCAGCCUGAACUGUGCGAUAUAGUAGGGAGUUGUAGUUUCUCUAGAGAUAAAUCAGAUCCAGCCUGAACUGUGUGAUGUAGUAGGGAGUUGUAGUUUCUCUAGAGAUAAAUCAGAUCCAGCCUGAACUGUGUGAUAUAGUAGGGAGUUGUAGUUUCUCUACAGAUAAAUCAGAUCCAGCCUGAACUGUGUGAUGUAGUAGGGAGUUGUAGUUUCUCUAGAGAUAAAUCAGAUCCAGCCUGAACUGUGCAAUAUAGUAGGGAGUUGUAGUUUCUCUAGAGAUAAAUCAGAUCCAGCCUGAACUGUGUGAUGUAGUAGGGAGUUGUAGUUUCUCUAGAGAUAAAUCAGAUCCAGCCUGAACUGUGCAAUAUAUAGGACAUAGACAGCAGUCGGGAGAGGACGUGUUUUUCUCUAGCUCUCUAGCUCUCUAGCUGGAGGUAAGCAAACUUCUCAUUUGGUGUUGAGUAUAGCUUAACCAUGCAUUAGAUCGUAGGUUGGUAGUUAGUUGUAGUUAGGUAUUGUAUUUAUUAUAGGUUAGUAUUGUUGUUGUUGUAUGUUUCCGUAGGUUAUUGUAGGUUAGUAUCGAAGCACGAGGCUAGCUAGCUAGCGGGUAGCUACUGGUAACGAUUAGCUGUCCCACUGUUAAAUGUGCUUCUAGCCAACGUUUAAUUUUUGCUGCGUUCUGCGUUAUGUAAGGAACUAGACACGGACAUGAAUCAUCUGUUUAGUGUGCUAACACACUCUUGGCAGUUUGUUGUAACCAAGUAUUGGUGCUAAUUGUGUGUUAAUGGAUGCUAGCUUGCUAGUCAGCUACGGCGUCAUAGCUAGGUAUCGUGGGUUAUUGUAGGUUUCCGUAGGUUAUUGUAGGCUAGUAUUGAAGCUCGAGGCUAGCUAGCUCUCUAGCUGGAGGUAAGCAAACUUCUCAUUUGGUGUUGAGUAUAGCUUAACCAUGCAUUAGAUCGUAGGUUGGUAGUUAGUGUAGUUAGGUAUUGUAUUUAUUAUAGGUUAGUAUUGUUGUUGUUGUAGGUUUCCGUAGGUUAUUGUAGGUUAGUAUCGAAGCACGAGGCUAGCUAGCUAGCGGGUAGCUACUGGUAACGAUUAGCUGUCCCACUGUUAAAUGUGCUUCUAGCCAACGUUUAAUUUUUGCUGCGUUCUGCGUUAUGUAAGGAACUAGACACGGACAUGAAUCAUCUGUUUAGUGUGCUAACACACUCUUGGCAGUUUGUUGUAACCAAGUAUUGGUGCUAAUUGUGUGUUAAUGGAUGCUAGCUUGCUAGUCAGCUACGGCGUCAUAGCUAGGUAUCGUGGGUAGCUACUGUGUCUUGGCAGUGUCUUCCGCCGUGCCGGCUGUAGCACGAAGCGAGCUAAUUAGCCGUUUUUUCGAACAGAGUCAGAGUCAACACAGUAGCCAUUGUGUGCCGGGUGUAGCACGAAGCUAGCUAGCUAGCCGUUCUUAAAACAAAGCCAACACAGUGGCCAUUGCUAGCUACCCAGCACGACCUAGCUACCCAGCACGACCAGCGAACGGUACGGUAGCAGCUAAUUACAAUAUACUUGUCCUAGCUAGCCAAUGUUGAAUCAUUGCUGCGUCAUGAAAGGAACUUGACACAGACACGAAUGAUCUGUUUAGUGUGUUAUCACACUAUUGGUGGUUUGCUGUGACCAAGUGUUUGUGCUUGGCUGUGUGUUACUGGAUGCUGGCAUGCUGGUUAGCUAGUUAACACACUAUUGGUGGUUUGUUGUGAGUAUUUGUGCUUAACUGUGUGUUAAACUGUGUGUUAUUGGAUGCUAGCAUGCUAGUCAGCUAUGGUGUCAUAGUUGGCUAGCUGAAUAAAGUGGGUUUGAGUUUAUUCCUUUAAACAUUGAACAACUGUUCAGUGAAACAAUUUUAGUUUCUGAGGUAGAAGUUUUUGGUGAGGGAGGCCCCCCUCUCUCCUCUCCCAGAUGCUUAGCUCAUUUCAUUCCGAUCUCCUCUGCAUUUUUGUAGCCAUUUGCUACAGCCUGUCAACUAUGCCUCUGCCUAUCCCUGUUCUCUCGUCUCUGCACAGGCUACACAAACAACGCACAACAUCGCGCGGCUGCUGCCUCUCCAACCUGGUGGUCCCUGCUCGCACCCCUCACCUGGAGUUCCAGGUCGCAGGCAGCCUCUGGAACUGCCGUUCUGCUGCCAACAAAGCUGACUUCAUCCCAGCCUAUGCCAACCUCCAGUCCCUCGACUUCCUGGCGCUGACGGAAACAUGGAUCACCACUGAAAACACGGCUACUCCUACUGCUCUCUCCUCGUCUGACCAUGUGUUCUCGCAUACCCCGAGAGCAUCUGGUCAGAGGGGUGGUGGUACAGGAAUCCUCAUCUCUCCCAAGUGGACAUUCUCAAUUUUUCCCCUAACCCAUCUGUCUAUCUCCUCAUUUGAAUUCCAUGCUGUCACAGUCACUAACCCAUUUAAGCUUAAUAUCCUUGUCAUCUAUCGCCCUCCAGGUUCCCUUGGAGAGUUCAUCAACGAGCUUGACGCCUUGAUAAGUUCCUUUCCUGAGGAUGGCUCACCCCUCACAGUUUUGGGGGAUUUCAACCUCCCUAUGUCCACGUUUGACUCAUUUCUCUCUGCCUCCUUCUUUCCACUCCUCUCCUCUUUUGACCUCACCCUCUCACCGUCCCCCCCUACUCACAAGGCAGGCAAUACGCUUGACCUCAUCUUCACUAGAUGCUGCUCCUCUACUAAUCUCACUGCAACUCCCCUCCAAGUCUCCGACCACUACUUUGUUUCCUUUUCUCUCUCGCUCUCCUCCCACACUACUCACUCUGCCCCUACACAGAUGGUAAUGCGCCGCCGCAACCUUCGCUCUCUCUCUCCCACUACUCUCUCCUCUUCCAUCCUAUCAUCUCUUCCCUCUGCUCAAUCCUUCUCCCUCCAAUCUCCUGAUUCUGCCUCCUCAACCCUCCUCUCCUCCCUUUCUGCAUCCUUUGACUCUCUGUGUCCCCUAUCCUCCCGGCCGGCUCGGUCCUCCCCCCCAGCUCCGUGGCUUGAUGACUCACUGCGAGCUCACAGAACAGAGCUCCGGGCAGCGGAGCGGAAAUGGAAGAAAACUAAACUCCCUACCGACCUGGCAUCUUUUCACUCCCUCCUCUCUACAUUUUCUUCAUCUGUUUCUGCUGCUAAGGCCACCUUCUACCACUCUAAAUUCCAAGCAUCUGCCUCUAACCCUAGGAAGCUCUUUGCCACAUUUUCCUCCCUCCUGAAUCCUCCUCCCCCCCCCCCCCCCCACCUCCUCUCUCUCUGUGGAUGACUUCGUCAACCACUUUGAAAAGAAGGUUGACGACAUCCGAUCCUCGUUUGUUAAGUCUAAUAACACUGCUGGUCCUGCUCACACUGCCCUACCCUAUGCUUUGACUUCUUUCUCCCCUCUCUCUCCAGAUAAAAUCCUGCGACUUGUGACUGCAGGCCGCCCAACAACCUGCCCGCUUGACCCCAUCCCCUCCUCCCUUCUCCAGACCAUCUCCGGUGACCUUCUCCCCUACCUCACCUCGCUGAUCAACUCAUCCUUGACCGCUGGCCAUGUCCCUUCCGUCUUCAAGAGAGCGAGAGUUGCUCCCCUCCUCAAAAAACCAACACUCGACCCCACUGAUGUCAACAACUACAGACCAGUAUCCCUUCUUUCUUUUCUUUCCAAAACUAUUGAGCGUGCCGUCUUUAGCCAACUCUCUUGCUAUCUCUCUCAGAAUGACCUUCUUGAUCCAAACCAAUCAGGUUUCAGGACUGGUCAUUCAACUGAGACUGCUCUUCUCUGUGUCACGGAGACUCUCCGCACUGCUAAAGCUAACUCUCUCUCCUCUGCUCUUGUCCUUCUAGACCUGUCUGCUGCCUUUGAUACUGUGAACCAUCAGAUCCUCCUCUCCACCCUCUCCGAGAUGGGCAUCUCCGGCGCGGCUCACUCCUGGAUUGCGUCCUACCUGACCGGUCGCUCCUACCAAGUGGCGUGGCGGGAAGCUGUCUCCGCACCACGUGCUCUCACCACUGGUGUCCCCCAGGGAUCGGUUCUGGGCCCUCUCCUUUUCUCCCUAUACACCAAGUCACUUGGCUCUGUCAUAUCCUCACAUGGUCUCUCCUAUCAUUGCUACGCUGACGAUACACAACUAAUCUUCUCCUUUCCCCCUUCUGAUAACCAGGUGGCGAAUCGCAUCUCUGCAUGUCUGGCAGACAUAUCAGUAUGGAUGACGGAUCACCACCUCAAGCUGAACCCUGGCAAGACGGAGCUGCUCUUCCUCCCGGGGAAGGACUGCCCGUUCCAUGAUCUCGCCAUCACGGUUGACAACUCCGCUGUGUCCUCCUCCCAGAGUGCGAAGAGCCUAGGCGUGACCCUGGACAACACCCUGUCGUUCUCCGCCAACAUCAAGGCGGUGACCCGCUCCUGCAGGUUCAUGCUCUACAACAUUCGGAGAGUGCGACCCUGCCUUACACAGGAAGCGGCGCAGGUCCUGGUCCAGGCACUUGUCAUCUCCCGUCUGGACUACUGCAACUCGCUGUUGGCUGGGCUCCCUGCCUGUGCCAUUAAACCCCUACAACUCAUCCAGAAUGCCGCAGCCCGUCUGGUGUUCAACCUUCCCAAGUUCUCUCACGUCACCCCCCUCCUCCGCACACUCCACUGGCUUCCAGUUGAAGCUCGCAUCCGCUACAAGACCAUGGUGCUUGCCUAUGGAGCAGUGAGGGGAACGGCACCUCUGUACCUUCAGGCUCUGAUCAGUCCCUACACCCAAACGAGGACAUUGCGUUCAUCCACCUCUGGCCUGCUGGCUCCCCUUCCUCUGCGGAAGCACAGCUCCCGCUCAGCCCAGUCAAAACUGUUCGCUGCUCUGGCACCCCAAUGGUGGAACAAGCUCCCUCACGACGCCAGGACAGCGGAGUCACUCACCACCUUCCGGAGACAUUUGAAACCCCACCUCUUUAAGGAAUACCUGGGAUAGGAUAAAGUAUUCCUUCUAACCCCCCCCCCCCCCCCCCCCCCCCCCCCCCCCCCCCCCCCCCCCCCCCCCCCCCCCCCCCCCCCCCCCAAAUUGUAAAGUGGUUAUCCCACUGGCUAUAGGGUGAACGCACCAGUUUGUGAGUCGCUCUGGCUAAGAGCGUCUGCUAAAUGACGUUAAUGUGCCCUUGAGCAAGGCACUUAACCCUAAUUGCUCCUGUAAGUCGCUCUGGUUAAGAGCGUCUGCUAAAUGACUAAAAUGUAAAUGUAAAUGUAAGUUGUAGUUUCUCUGGAGAUAAAUCAGAUCCAGCCUGAACUGAAUUGAGGUAAUAUGUACAUGUGGGUAGAGUUAAAGUGACUAUGCAUAAAUAAUAAACAGAGUAGCAGCAGCGUAAAAGAGGAGGGGUGGGUGUGGGGGGGCAGUGCAUAUAGUCCGGGUAGCCAUGAUUAGCUGUUCAGGAGCCUUAUGGCUUGGGGGUAGAAGCUGUUGAGAAGCCUUUUGGACCUAGACUUGGCACUCCGGCACCGCUUGCCGUGCGGUAGCAGAGAGAACAGUCUAUGACUAGGGUUGCUGGAGUCUUUGACAAUUUUGAGGGCCUUCCUCUGACAUCGCCUGGUAUAGAGGUCCUGGAUGGCAGGAAGCUUGGCCCCAGUGAUGUACUGGGCCGUACGCACUACCCUCUGUAGUGCCUUGCGGUCGGAGGCCGAGCAGUUGCCAUACCAGGCGGUGAUGCAACCAGUCAGGAUGCUCUCGAUGGUGCAGCUGUAGAACUUUUUGAGGAUCUGAGGACCAUGCCAAAUCUUUUCAGUCUCCUGAGGGGGAAUAGGCUUUGUCGUGCCCUCUUCACGACUGUCUUGGUGUGUUUGGACCAUGAUAGUUAGUUGGUGAUGUGCACACCAAGGAAUUUGAAGCUCUCAACCUGAACCGUCAAUGAGAAUGGGGGCGUGCUCAGUCCUCUUUUUUUUCCUGUAGUCCACAAUCAUCUCCUUUGUCUUGAUCAUGUUGAGGAAGAGGUUGUUAUCCUGGCAUCACACGGCCAGGUCUCGGACCUCCUCCCUAUAGGCUGUCUCAUCGUUGUCGGUGAUCAGGCCUACCACUGUUGUGUCGUCAGCAAACGUAAUGAUGGUGUUGGAGUCGUGCCUGGCCAUGCAGUCAUGGGUGAACAGGGAGUACAGAAGGGGACUGAGCACGCACCCCUGAGGGGCCCCCGUGUUGAGGAUCAGCGUGGCAGAUGUGUUGUUACCUGCCCUUACCACCUGGGGGCGGCCCGUCAGGAAGUCCAGGAUCCAGUUGCAGAGGGAAGUGUUUAGUCCCAGGAUCCUUAGCUUAGUGAUGAGCUUUGAAGGCACUAUGGUGUUGAACGCUGAGCUGUAGUCAAUGAACAGCAUUCUCACGUAGGUGUUCCUCUUGUCCAGGUGGGAAAGGGCAGUGUGGAGUGCAAUAGAGAUUGCAUCAUCUGUGGAUCUGUUGGGGCGGUAUGCAAAUUGAGUGGGUCUAGGGUUUCUGGGAUAAUGGUGUUGAUGUGAGCCAUGACCAACCUUUCAAAGCACUUCAUGGCUACAGACGUGAGUGCUACGGGUCGGUAGUCAUUUAGGCAGGUUAUCUUAGUGUCCUUGGGCACAGGGACUAUGGUGGUGUGCUUGAAACAUGUUGGUAUUACAGACUCAGUCAGGGACAUGUUGAAAAUGUCAGUGAAGACACUUGCCAGUUGGUCAGCACAUGCUCGGAGUACACGUCCUGGUAAUCCGUCUGGGCCCGCGGCCCACCAGGUUUUCAUAAUGCCCCGUGGCUGUCUUCCAUUUGUCCCCUUCCUUGACAUGCACCAGGUUGUAUGCACUCCUGAGAUCUAAUUUCGUGAAGAAGCGCACCCCAUGCAUUGAUUCGAUCACAGAGGAAAUGAGGGGUAGAGGAUAACUAUAGCGAAUUGUAAUUGUAUUAAGUGCACGGUAAUCAAUGCAAGGGUGCAGACCCCCUUUCUGUCACGCCCUGGCUCUGGGGACUCUUAAAUGUUGAGCCAGGGUGUGGAUUUUCUAUGUUUAGUUUUCUAUGUUUUUUGUUCUAGAUCGUUUAGUUCUAUGUUGGCUAGGGUGGUUCCCAAUCAGAGGCAGCUGUAGCUCGUUGUCUCUGAUUGGGGACCAUACUUAGGCAGCCUGUUGGCACCAGUUAGUUUGUGGGAUCUUGUUCCGUUAAGGUUUGUUUUGUUAACCUAGGACUUCACGUUAUCGUUUGUUUGUUGUUUUGUGUCGUGAGUUUAGUACGUAAUAAAAUGUACGCUUAUCACGCUGCGCCUUGGUUCCACGAGUCAUCAGUCAACGUUCGUGACACUGUCUUUCUUCUUCACGAAAAAUAAACUUGAGGAGGCGGGUGAAGUGGAGGGACGUAUGAACCCCUGACUUAGGGACUCGGAGACGUAUGAUUCCAUAGCCUCCGUUUCAGCCUGCGACAGGGGAUAUACAUGACUCCUGGGCGGCACAGCGUCUAACCGGAGGUUUAUGGCACAAUCCCCCCAGCGAUGGGGUGGUAAUUUGGUCGCCUGCGUUUUGGAAAAGGCAUGCGCCAAAUCGAGGUAUUCGGGGGGAAUGCGCAUUGUCUGGACUUUCCACCGUGGUCGCACCAACGGAAACAGCUAGACACCUACCCUGACACUCUCGCGACCACCCCGUGAGAGCCCUCUGCGGCCAUGAAAAGGUGGGGUCGUGUAGUGCUAGCCAGGGAAGGCCCAACACAACAGGGAAAUCAAGGGACUCAAUAAUAUGAAACGUGAUUUGCUCGUUAUGGGUCUCCUGCGUAAUCAUAGUGACUGGUGCGGUAACCUCCCUAACAAAACCUGACCCUAAUGGUUGAUUGUCAAGUGCUUUGAUGGGCAAUGGAAUAGACAGGGGAACCAAUGUAAUACGUAGACUAGAGCUAAAGACCUGUCCAUAAAGUUCCCAGCUGCGCCUGAAUCUACCAGCGCCUUACAUUGGGGAACUACCGUGUAAUCAGGGAAGUUGACGUGGAUGGUUAAAUGCGCAGCACAGGGCUCUGAACGAGUGUGGGUUUGUGCUACCUGGGGUGACGCGAGAGUGCCCUGCCUGCCGCCUCCAGAACCAGAAGAACUCUGACGACAUCAUGCAGCAGAAUGUCCUCUUCUGCCACAAGAGUGACACUGGAUCUGUCGUCCUCCAUUCUCCCGGAACGCUGCACCACCCAGCUCCAUUGGAACGUGAGCCGGGGUGAGGGGCGGUGAAACGGGAAGGCCCCAUCCAGGAUGUCCUCUCGAAGCCAGCAUGUUGUCCAACCGGAUGGCCAUGUCCACCAGUUGGUCGAAGGUCAGAGUGGUAUCCCGGCAGGCUUGCUCCCUUCGGAUGUCCUCACGCAGGCUGCAUCGAAAAUGGUCGAUGAGGGACCGCUCGUUCCACCCAGACCCAGCCGCUAGGGUUCUAAACUCCAGGGAAAAGUAUUGCGCAGUCCUCGUCCCCUGCCUCAGAUGGAACAGACGCUUGCCCGCCUCUCUUCCUUUGGGGGGAUGAUCAAAGACUGCACGGAAGAGGCAAGCAAACUCUCUGUAGCUGUCCAACACGUCUCCUCCUUCACUCCAGACAGCGUUGGCCACUCCAGGGAUUUCCCAGAGAGGCAGGAGACGAGGGUGGACACCUUCUCCCGAUCCGAAUUUGAAUAUUUAAACAAUGUUACAAAUGUCAGAGCGAUAGACAGCAAGGUUUAUAGAAAUCUCCGCUGUUGAAACGAAAAGUUACUCUAAAAGAAAUGUGAGAUCAAGUUUAUAAAUUGCUUGGCUGGGCUGAUGAGACAGUGAAUUGCGCAGUCAGAUGGAACAGAGUAAAUAGGCAUUUUAACUUAAUAGAUUUAGCCGGUGGUAACUUGUGAAAUAGACACCAGCUGGAAUGCGGUUUUAACCAAUCAGCUGUAUCCAGGCACUCCACGUUGCGUCAGCGAUAUACCACACCUCCUCUGGCCUUAUUGCUUAAUGAUAAUGCUUAUUUGGAUGUCAACCCCAAUACAUGUUCAUGUCAUCGUCACCGAUCAACUGCAUUACAUUUCAAAACGACUUUGACUACCACCGCCGAUUUCUGUAUGCUAGCUAUGCUACCAGCUUAUACGAAUGGCAGUUAGCAUUUAGCAGUCACUUCUUCUAAACCUGAAAAGGGACAACUUCUAAAUGUUAUGCAGCGAAAAACAGCCAAAUAUAUAUAUCCAAAUCAGACUUUGUUAACCACAUUGUGGGCCUGUUUCAAUACAUAAAUCAGGACGGACUUCAGGUGACUAGUCAUCACCUUUGUGCACAAAACAUCCAUAUAAUUUUUUUACGUCACUCACAGCCGAAGAUAUUAACAUUUUAGAUUCAUCCAAUAUCUGCCAUGUUUUUGGACGACGUGCGCACUAGCACUCCCUGAGAGAGAGAGAGAGAGAGAGAGAGAGAGAGAGAGAGAGAGAGAGGAGGAGAGGAGAGAAGGUCGGACAUCUGGACGAGAGGAGGAGAGGAGAGAGCGAGAGAGAGAGAGAGAGAGAGAGAGAGAGAGAAGGAGAGAGAGAGGAGAGAGAGAGGAGAGAGAGAGAGAGGAGAGGAGAGAGAGAGGAGGAGAGGAGAGGGAGAGGAGAGGGAGGGGAGAGAAAGAGAGCGAGGGGGGGAGGAUGAGUGAGAGAGACAGAGAGAUAUCUCCCAGAACAAAGUGAAGUUUCUCAUUUACAUCUGAUAGCAACAGAACAUUUUAUUUCUGAGUUUGUCAUAUUGUAUUCUAUUCUCAGGCAUGUCACAAUGAGAUUGUAAUCUCUCUACUCGUUAGCCCUACUACAGAUAACACCCUCUCUAUUCUGGACCUCUUCCUAUAAUUUGAGUUAAUAUCUAGCUGUAAUAUCUACGUUGUAAUAUUCAAUUUCACUUCACCUUGGCCUGUGUGUGUGUGUGUGUGUGUGUGUGUGGUGUGUGUGUGUGUGUGUUGAUUGUGGGUGUGUACAGUGAAAGGUUGUUUAUCAGAGUUGGUUGGUAUCGGAAUCUUUUUGGCAGACUCUUUCAGUAACCCCAGAAAACUCAACAAGCCCUUCCAGCUGUGUGUGGUGUGUUGUGGUGUGUGUGUGUGUGUAUGUUUGUGAGGUGGUGACCAGUAAGUAUAUAGUGUUAUCAGAGUUGGUGCGGAAGGUCUCUUCAGUACACUAGAAUUUCUAGCGAGCAAACCUUCAUUUUGAGUACGAUGAGAUGUGUGUACAUGUGUACAGGCUGUACACAGUAAAGAUAGUAUCAGAUGUGCGGAAGGCUGCUAGCCGCAGAGUCUGUUGCCUAUGAAAUCCACACCCGUCCAGUGUGUGGCGUGUGUGGUUGUGUACGUGAUUGACGUGCACUAUCAAGCGCACCACGCAACACAGACGUUAUACCCUGUACCUGUUGCAUGCGUAGAUCAUUUUGAGAGGACACCUUUCAUCUUAGUACAGAACAGACACAGAACACACAGAUAUUCGAAGAGGCAGCAGGUACAGGGCCAGGCAACCACGACAGACAAAGCGACUAGAUAGAAUACAGACACACCACCACGACACACGAGACACACACUAACCCGACUAACCCGGCAAGCUAGGAAGUAGAGACAGACCAUACGCUGAACAGACACAGAACACACAAGCAGACAGACAGACCAACAGAAAGAGACAGCAGGGGCGAGAAGGAGGACAGAGAGAGCAGUAGGAUCGGAAGGCAAGAGCGAGGGGGACCAAAGCAAAGGAGGGAAGGGAGAGGGAGACGGGACAAGCAGACAAAUUAGACUACUUAUGUCAUUAAUUAUUUAGGAGUGCAUGACGUAUGGUCUGUAUACUAUGAGUUUUCGUUCAUGACAGACCGCAGCAACCGCACACAAAAUAUAUAGAAUUAACAGACAGAGAAACAACGUGGCUGGAUCGAGGGUAGACAUAUGCAGCUAAGGGAGUGUUGGUGUGAGAGGGAGGGGUGGCACCUAAAGAGAAGUGGGGAGAGAGAGGGGAGACGGGACAGACAGGACAAUUAGACUUCUUAUUUCAUUAAAUUAUUUAUUGUUGGUUUGCUUGCUGUUUUGUCUUGUAUCUAUGUUUUUUUUCUGUUUUUCAUGCACCCCAGCAGCCCCCCAAAAUAUAUAUAUAUAUUAUUUUAAAUAACAGUAUUGAAAAUCAUACCGUCUGCAUUUCGGUAUUUCAUAUACGGUAUAAACAGUAUAUCGCCCAAGCCUAAUAUAUAUAUCUACAUAUUUAUCUGUAUAUCUCUCUUAUACAUACAGGUAUGGAUACAGGUAUGGAUAUAUACUCAUUCUCUCUGUGUCUCUGUCCUACAGAACUCAGCGUACUCUCUUUUCCAAUUGUUACACUGACUACUCUCUCUCACUUUCCCUCCUCCCCCUCCUCUUCCCUCCCCCUCCCCUUAAUCACUCUCUCCUCCCCUCUCUCCCCCCCUCCGUCCCCCCUCUUUCUCCCUCCUCUCUCUCUCUUCUCCAGGAGGGCUACCACUCCUGGCGGCCCAAGGAAAAAGUCUUCCUGGAUAGUAACAACAAUGAGAACUCGGUCCCCAAAGACUUUGACACCGUUGUCGACAGCAACAGCAACCUUGGGGCGCGUUCACAGUCUCAGCGCCUGCGAACGGCAGGAAACACAGCCAAGCACAAACCGGACAAGGCCCUAACGCAAGGCAUUCUGGGAAAGGCCUUGCCCAACGAGGUCAACGAGGUCAAUCAGCAGUACCCUCUUCCUCCACAGCAGCUCAAACCACACAGACCACACCCCACUAAACCUUCCCUCUCUCCCUCCAUCAAAACAUCCAAUCAGCAUCAGCGACAUCACCAACCCAGGAAGUCGGUGACUUCAGCUCCUGUGUUGGGGCAGCGGAGGGAGCAGCACCAGUGUGAGAUCAGUGGGAAAGAGGCCAUCUCGGCUCUGUCCAGAGCCAAGACCAGGGAGUGUCGUCAGCAGAUAGCUGAGGUGUACUGCAGACACAAGGAGAGGACACUGAUGCCGGAGACCGUCCCUCGAUACUGCACCCUAGAAGGUGAGUCUCAUAGAGAAUGCGUCCCAAAUGGUACCCUAUUCCCUAUAUAGAGACCUACGUCACCAGCCUCAGUGAGAAGGGGCUGCCUCAGUGAGAAGGGGCUGCCUCAGUAAGAAGGGGCUGCCUCAGUAAGAAGGGGCUGCCUCAGGGAGAAGGGGCUGCCUCAGUAAGAAGGGGCUGCCUCAGUAAGAAGGGGCUGCCUCAGUAAGAAGGAGCUGCCUCAGGGAGAAGGGUCUGCCUCAGUAAGAAGGGGCUGCCUCAGUAAGAAGGAGCUGCCUCAGUAAGAAGGGGCUGCCUCAGUAAGAAGGGGCUGCCUCAGUGAGAAGGAGCUGCCUCAGUGAGAAGGUGUUGCCUCAGUGAGAAGGAGCUGCCUCAGUGAGAAGGGGCUGCCUCAGUGAGAAGGUGUUGCCUCAGUAAGAAGGGGCUGCCUCAGUGAGAAGGUGUUGCCUCAGUAAGAAGGAGCUGCCUCAGUAAGAAGGGGCUGCCUCAGUAAGAAGGGGCUGCCUCAGUGAGAAGGAGCUGCCUCAGUGAGAAGGUGUUGCCUCAGUGAGAAGGAGCUGCCUCAGUGAGAAGGGGCUGCCUCAGUGAGAAGGGGCUGCCUCAGUAAGAAGGGGCUGCCUCAGUAAGAAGGGGCUGCCUCAGUAAGAAGGGGCUGCCUCAGUAAGAAGGGGCUGCCUCAGUGAGAAGGAGCUGCCUCAGUGAGAAGGUGUUGCCUCAGUGAGAAGGAGCUGCCUCAGUGAGAAGGGGCUGCCUCAGUGAGAAGGUGUUGCCUCAGUAAGAAGGGGCUGCCUCAGUGAGAAGGUGUUGCCUCAGUAAGAAGGAGCUGCCUCAGUAAGAAGGGGCUGCCUCAGUGAGAAGGAGCUGCCUCAGUGAGAAGGUGUUGCCUCAGUGAGAAGGAGCUGCCUCAGUGAGAAGGGGCUGCCUCAGUGAGAAGGGGCUGCCUCAGUAAGAAGGGGCUGCCUCAGUAAGAAGGGGCUGCCUCAGUAAGAAGGGGCUGCCUCAGUAAGAAGGGGCUGCCUCAGUAAGAAGGGGCUGCCUCAGUAAGAAGGGGGCUGCCUCAGUAAGAAGGGGCUGCCUCAGUAAGAAGGGGGCUGCCUCAGGGAGAAGGAGCUGCCUCAGUGAGAAGGGGUUGCCUCAGUGAGAAGGGGCUGCCUCCGUGAGAAGGGUCUACCAGUAAUAGACAGUAUACAAACAGAACACAGACAUCAUACAGAAUAUACAAUAGCAGAGCAGUGAACAUAAAACAUACAUCUCUGGAGUAGAGGCUGAUUGCAGUGGGAAUAUACAAUUUACAGAGGGGAGAUACACUGAUUGUUCAUAACAUUAGGAACACCUGCUCUUUCCAUGACAUAGACUGAACAGGUGAAUCCAGGUGAAAGCUAUGAUCCCUUAUUGAAAUCCACUUCAAUCAGUGUAGAUUAAGGGGAGGAGACAAGUUAAAGAAGGAUUUUUAAGCCUUGAGACAAUUGAGACAUGGAUUGUGUAUGUGUGCCAUUCAGAGGGUGAAUGGGCAAGACAAAAUAUUUAAGUGCCUUUGAAUGGGGUAUGGUAGUAGGUGCCAGGCACACCGGUUUGUGUCAAGAACUGCAACGCUGCUGGGUUUUUAAUGCUCAACAGUUUCCCGUGUGUUUAAAGAAUGGUCCACCACCCAAAGGGCAUCCAGCCAACUUGACACUACUGUGGGAAGCAUUGGAGUCGACAUGGACCAGCAUCCCUGUGGAACUCUUUCAACACCUUGUAGAGUCCAUGCCCUGACGGAUUGAGGCUGUUCUGAGGGCAAAAGGGGGUGUAACUCAAUAUUAUGAAGGUGUUCCUAAUGUUUUGUACACUCAGUGUAUCUAUAUUGAAAACAAAAAAAACUGUUUUAAGUGAGAAGUAGGCAUUGGUCUGAAGCCGAAAAAGAAAGGAAAUUCAGAAUGCGUACUUGACCCAUGCACUACCAAGGUUUUCCAGCACACAGCUUUGACCUACCACAGUAGCUAUGUUGGGCUAUUGUACUUCCAACAAUAUGUAGGCAGGUUUCUUACGAUUCAAACCUUCUCAAACAGCCUAAUUCAUAUUCUUAGAGGAGGUGCUCCCAAAAUAAAGUGAUUUGUACCACAUACAAGGGAGUGUAUUGCAUUCUUCCCACCCCACUCUAAGACAUUACUCCAUUCCACUACCUUUUGUCUCCUCCCCUUGUCCACUCUCCUUGUCUCCUCUCCUUGUCUUCUCUCCUUGUCUUCUCUCCAUGUCCACUCUCCUUGUCUCCACCCCUUGUCUCCUCUCCUUGUCUCAUCUCCUUGUCACCUCUCCUUGUCUCAUCACCUUGUCACCUCUCCUUGUCUCCUCUCCUUGUAUAAUAUCCUUGUCUCCUAUCCUUGUCUCCUCUCCUUGUCUCCUCUCCUUGUCUCAUAUCAUUUUAUUUUCUCCUUGUCUCCUCUCCUUGUCUCCUCUCCUUGUCUCAUAUCCUUUUAUUUUCUCCUUGUCUCCUCUCCUUGUCUCCUCUCCUUGUCUCCUCUCCUUGUAUCCUCUCCUUGUAUCCUCUCCAUGUCUCCUCUCCUUGUCUCCUCUCCUUGUCACCUCGCCAUCCCCAGAGGGAAGAGAGGAAGGAUUGAUGAGAGGGAGAAAGGCAGGUCAUAAGGAAGGGAGAGAAAGUGAGUUAGAGAGAGAGACUGAUGACAGAGGCAGAAAGAGUUCUUGUCACCACGGAGACAAAAGUCAGGGCUUUCCCGAGGGUUCCGGCUAGAACUCCCCCGUCGAGGCUGCCUUGCCAGUGCCUGAUCUAUUUAGGGAACAUUCCACCCCAUUCACUGCUCUACGCUUGUGUCCCAAACAGCACCCUAUUCACUAUAUACAACACUACUUUUGAUUUUUUUUUUACGAUAUAGGGAUUAGGGUGCUCUGGUCAAACGUAGUGCACUAUAUAGGGAAUAGGGUGCUGUUUGGACUGCAGCGUAUACUACUCUACUUACCAUAGGGCAGUGCCCACGCCAAGCCAGUGUAAUUACACACUAGUUAGUACAGGAGUUAGAUAGAGAAGUGCUGAGUAAAGCCUGUGUGUGUGUGUGUGUGUGUGUGUGUGUGUGUGUGUGUGUGUGUGUGUGUGUGUGUGUGUGUGUGUGUGUGUGUGUGUGUGUGUGUGUGUGUGUGUGUGUGGUGGGGGGGGAGGGCAGAGCUUGACUAAAGAUAGACUCUGCCAUCCAACCGCCCAGAAAGUUUAA